AUGAUUGAAGGUCUUUCGACGUUUUCUGGACGCACCAUGCCAAAAGGAUCUGGAAUCUACUCGGUGAUGAACGACGGCAGGACGAUACUGACGGCAUCGAACAAGGAGAGAAAGCUUAUCCAGCGAAAGAUCAAUCCACGAGAUAUCCGAUGGACGACGACAAGUAGGGAGUUCUUUGGAAAGGAAUCCCAAUAUGUGGUUGAGAAGAUGAAUGUGCAGAAGGUCAAGAUCGUCCGUGGAUUUAGACAUAUCAGUGCUGGCUUGCUUGAAAAAGCCAGGCAGACAGAGUCUUCAAGAAAAUGA
This is a messenger RNA of Encephalitozoon intestinalis ATCC 50506, 303 nucleotides long. Its product is annotated as 60S ribosomal protein L24. The coding region runs from base 1 to 303 and encodes 100 amino acids. The transcript has a single exon. Lineage: Eukaryota; Fungi; Microsporidia; Unikaryonidae. The record is from RefSeq and is a predicted model, not a curated record.